AUGCUUUCCGAUAUCAAACAAUUCGAGCAAGAACACAAAGAAGAAAUGAAACUUCUUUAAUAGAAGUAUGAGUAAAGGAUAGACCUCUUAUCACAAAAAAUCGAGAUCCUAUAAAAAGAAUUAGAAGUCAAGGACAAUAUUUACUCAGAUCUUAAAAAUAGAUCUAUUCAAAAUGAGGAAUCCAAGAUUCAAAAAACUGAAGAAGAUGUUGUUUAGGAUUUCGGGGCAACCAUUUAAAAAUUUCAUAAGCAAAAAGAAAAAGAAUUAAUGAAAAUUAAAAAGAAUUACUAAAAAGAAUUAAUUCAUAAUCAGAAGCUCUUAAGAAAAAAAGAUGCGACUAUAGAGUAACUCUAAUAAGAAAUUUCACAAUACAAAUAAGCUGCUUCCUAAAAUAUGGAUAAUCAAAAGAUUUUGCUGCUCUCCAAACUUAUUGAUUUAGCAAAUGAAAUUCAAAAAUAACUCUGA
Paramecium tetraurelia is the source of this 465-nucleotide messenger RNA. RefSeq lists its product as uncharacterized. Lineage: Eukaryota; Ciliophora; Oligohymenophorea; Peniculida; Parameciidae. The record is from RefSeq and is a predicted model, not a curated record. The transcript has 2 exons.